AUGAGCUUCUUCGGUUUCGGCGGUUUCGGCAGCCCGGAGCAGGCCCAGCAGCCUGCAGAAGAUGCGCGCCCGACGCAGGAAGACGCUCAAGUCCGCGGCCAACAGCACCCGCCGUCCGAAGCUCUGUUGACCGCUCUGAUGCCGCCCUCGCCCCUCAAAGACGAAGGCGCGUCGACCACGAGUGCGCGGGAGUCGCUGCUGCCGCCCCUGCAGCCAACGGGAUUCUCAGAUGCCAUUGUCGGCCCAGACGCAUCGGGCAGCAGCGCAUCUGCACCAUCAUCGGAUUCGAAGACCCUCAUGGCAGUGUCGCCGCGGCGCAGCCUCGCCGUAUGGGGCUCACCUGUUGAGAAGGAGACCGGGGCGGCUGCCGACCUGCGCCCCCAGAAUGGCCCGACGAAGCGGCCUUCCCCAUCGAUGCAGUCGUCGCAGACCACCACAGCGAGCCAGCAGCCGUCAGAGCCGCACAACGAGGGAGAGGGAGAGGUGGAGGAGGACGAGUGGGGCGGGGAGGGCAGGCGCGCGGCGUCUGUGUUUGCGCUGCUGCGGCAGGGGCGGUCGGUGUCAUCUUCCAAGGGGGCUGCUGCCCGUCAGGGAGGGGACGAGGGGCAUGGCGGCCAGGGGGAGAAGGGAAAGAUGGAGAUCGUGGGUGUAGCUGUAGCUGACGAGCGUGCUGUGGUGCUGACAGACAAGGUUGAGGAGACUCCAAAACAUGGACGGGCCAAACAGGUAAGGAAGGUCGGGAUGAGCAGAGCAGGAGAAAGGACCGAGCGAGAGCAACAGAGACCACGCUCUGUGUUCGUUGCCAUCAGGCUUCUUCUGUUCACGUGGCUGAGAGGAACGUUUGCUGGCCCGCGGCGGCCGAGCGGCCGGUCCCGUCCGACGAGUCGACGCCCACCGGCUCGCCGCAGAAAGACAAGACGGCCGCCCGCGUAGCUCACGAGUGCAUCAUGGACAUCCUUGCGGCCUGUGACGGCAAUGGUGAGGAGGGACAGGAGCCCAGCAGCAGCAGCAGCAGUGGUAGCCGUGUGCAGCAGCAGACGGGCGACUAUGGCAGUGCCGGAGGGGUGCAGCGUGGCAUUAGCGAGGGGGAAGGGGGAGAGAGGGGGGAAGUUCGCGAGAGGGAGGAGGACAACAGCCCAUGGAACAUCCUCGUCAAGGCCCAAGAGGCCAAGUGAGAAGACACCAAACUCGCCAAACACACCUCCCCGUGACAUCUCUCCUUUUGUUUGUAUGUGUGUGUUGCAGUGAGAGCCAAAGGCGUGCGCCGAACCGCCCGUCCAAUCCGCUGUACGAGCCCGUCUCCUCUCGCCGGCUCUCACCCGACGCUCUCUCCGCCAGCCCGCCCCCAUCCCGCGAUCGCAAAAACAUGGGCGGCAGCCCGAGCGGCCAGACAUUCUCAAGCGGCCUCGAUGCGAUCUUCGCACAGAGCCGGCUCAUGGAAGAGCAGCAGCCCCGCGGACACAAGGAUCGGCGCGACACGGGGGGCGGGGCCAAGCGGGGCGCCAUCCACCACCACGGCAAAAACAGAGAUCGCGACCGCGACCGCGAGCAUCACAGCAGCACCACUAACAGCAGCCCCCCGCUGCCGUACACACUCAACGGCUAUGGAUCGACUCCAGUGACCAUAUUGCCACCGCCGCAAGGGAACAACAGCAGCGGCAGCAGGGGCGGGGGAGGUGGCAGGGGACGAGAUAGAGAUCAUGGUGGCCGGGGAGGCGGCAUGAGUCGGCGCGAGGGCGGCCGGGGCGGGGGGGAGGGGGCCAGUGGCGGGGCGGGUGGGUAUAAUAGUGCAGGAGGACUCGGAGGCGGGGAGGGGUCUGCCAACCACAUGUUUCUCGAGAUACAGCAGCGGCUCAUGCACGUCAAUGCACUCCUCGACCCUGGUACGCUACGCACACACGGCCCACCACAGACAGAGACAUUUAGGUACAGGUGCCCACACACUGAGGCGCUCUUUGCUCUCUUCCUAACCAUCACUUCAGAUAAUGUGGAUGAGUGUCGCCGUCUGGUGAUGGGUGAGGAUUCCCGGGAAGGCCGUCUGGAGAAGGUCCUCAGCCUGCUGGAGGAACUCGCCAACACACGAUCUCAGGAGCGGGCCGCAGCAGCGACGGAGGUGCGCAAGACCGACAGCGACACCAACACCACUGGACAGCCCACAGCAGCUGCACAGACCCAGCCGGCAGCCAACGAGGCGGGAGCUCCCUCGCCAGGCACCACCAAGUAACACACCAUCCACCAGACAGACAGACAGACAGGAGACACACGCGUGUGUCCUAUUUUCCUCUCUCCCUCCCUCCCUCCCUGCCAGCCGUCUGCUGGAUGCGCCCGACACGGUGGCGUCCACCAUGACGUCUGACCAGAUGGCGGCCCAGCUGGUUUUGGCGACGGGCAACGUGCUGGGCCGCCUCGUGCGCGAGAAGAAGGCCUUUGAGCAGGAGGCCGCGGCGAUGAAGGCCGAGGUCGCAGCUCUCAAGGGCUCGUGUGUCGUGUGGUAAGUACGUCAGAGGGAGGGAGGGAGGGAGAGAGACACAGGCUGAUGGCUGAUGGCUGUUGCCUUGGUUUGUGUGUGUGUGUGUGUGUGUGUGCAGUCAGGAGGAGAGCAGGACACAUGUGUGUGUGCCGUGCGGCCACGUGCUCGUCUGUGGCAACUGUGCCCUGCGGAUGGAGAAAGCUGGUGGGUGGGCACAUUAUGUAUUCACAACGGCCGACAGACACACAACACACGAGCGCUGUGUUUGUGCGUGCAGGCAUUCACAUGAUGAAGUGCCCCGUGUGUCGCAAUGAGUGCACAUCCUUCAUCAAACUCAUCCCUGACGCAUAGCCGCCCUCAGACACACAACACACAACACACACACACGUGUGCACUAAAUGAGUCACUGCGUAGAGUAGGUGAGGUUGCGGGGGGAGGUGGGGCGCGGCGCAGGGGAGUCAGUAGCAGUGGAUAGGGCUGUGCGCACUCGUGGUGUGUGUCAUCUGAUGGGAUGGAUGGAUGGACGACACCAGUACUGUAACGAAUUCCUAAGAAUGCAC
Molecule: messenger RNA, 3030 nt
Organism: Vitrella brassicaformis
Lineage: Eukaryota; Vitrellaceae
Source: the annotation of a GenBank genome assembly